Messenger RNA from Erinaceus europaeus (western European hedgehog), 1321 nucleotides. It is a transcript of the gene BNIP3, whose product is annotated as BCL2 interacting protein 3. The record is from RefSeq and is a predicted model, not a curated record. Lineage: Eukaryota; Metazoa; Chordata; Mammalia; Eulipotyphla; Erinaceidae. Gene Ontology annotation, cellular component: nucleus; mitochondrial outer membrane; mitochondrial envelope. Bases 101 to 688 code for a protein of 195 amino acids. Gene Ontology annotation, biological process: mitochondrial outer membrane permeabilization; positive regulation of apoptotic process. The transcript is spliced from 6 exons.
GCGUCCCCGUCAGUCGCUGACGCCGCGGCCUGCGCUGCACCGGGCGGGCGGAGAGCCGCACCCGGGACCCGCACCCGGGACCCUCCCGAGACCCGGCGCCAUGUCGCAGAGCGGGACCCCGGGGCCGCAGGAGGAGAGCCUGCAGGGCUCCUGGGUGGAGCUGCACUUCAGCGCGGCGGCCGGGGCGCCCGCGUCCGUGUCCCUGUCCGUGUCCGCGCACGACGGCGACGUGGAGAGGAUGCUGCUGGACGCGCAGCACGAGUCGGGCCGCAGCAGCUCCAAGAGCUCGCACUGCGACAGCCCGCCUCGCUCGCAGACCCCCCAGGACCCCAGCCGGGCGGCGGAGGCGGAAGGACACGGCGCAGCCGAGAAGAACAGCUCCCAGUCUGAGGAGGACUUCCUGGAGCGGCGGCGAGAGGUGGAGAGCAUCCUGAGGAGGAACUCUGACUGGAUCUGGGACUGGUCCAGCCGGCCCGAGAACGUCCCCCCCAAGGAGUUCCUCUUCAGACACCCCCGCCGGGCGCCGGCCCUCAGCAUGCGCAACACCAGCGCCAUGAAGAAGGGCGGCGUGUUCUCGGCCGAGUUCCUCAAGGUCUUCCUGCCGUCGCUGCUGCUGUCGCACCUGCUGGCCGUCGGGCUGGGGAUCUACAUCGGCAGGCGCCUCAGCACCUCCACCGGCACCUUCUGACGCGGCGGCGCGGGACAGACAGGCGGGCGGCCUCACUAGUCCCGGGAAGCAGCCGCCCCGCUCGGCCUCCACCCAUCGGCCCCCCUCAGCCCUGAGAGCCGCCUGAGCCGAGCGGAAUAAACGGCCCCGGUGGCGGACGCGGCUCUGAGGAGCUCCGGGUCUCUCCCCUCGAAGCGCCCGCAGCCCCGCGUCCCCUCAGUCGCCCUGCAGGUCGCUCCGGAGCCGCCGCUGUCCCGCUCGCUCGGCUGCCGGGUCCUGCCGUGAGCGGCCCUGUCCGGGAGGACGCCGUCGGUGCCGGGGACGGGCGACGGGCGACGGGCGCCCCGCGGCCAGGGGGUCCGGGCCCAGCCCUCGGUCCCCUCAGCGCCGCCGCCCUCGUCCCGUCCCGUCCCGUCCCGUCCCGUCCCCGGCCGCCCCUCCGCCGCCGUCAGCCCCUUGGCGGGGUUGUGCUUGUGGCCGGAGGGAGGGAGACGCCGCAGCCCCUCAGGCGACAAGCCAGCCGUGCGUGAGGCCAGGUCUGUCCCGGCCCUCGGCUGAGCCCGGAGUCCCGCCGCGAGCGAGCGAGUCCCGCGAGUCCCGCCCGGGCUCAGCCUGGUGUCCUGAGGCGCGUGACAAAUAAAGUCUCCACAGAGA